Messenger RNA from Nothobranchius furzeri (turquoise killifish), 10506 nucleotides. It is a transcript of the gene raver2, whose product is annotated as ribonucleoprotein, PTB-binding 2. Gene Ontology annotation, molecular function: mRNA binding. The record is from RefSeq and is a predicted model, not a curated record. NCBI's taxonomy places the organism in Eukaryota, Metazoa, Chordata, Actinopteri, Cyprinodontiformes, Nothobranchiidae. Gene Ontology annotation, cellular component: nucleus.
UUCUGUAUCUCUGUCUCUCUUUCGCUCUCUCAACACUUUUCUCUCAGCUAUCCAAGAUGGCGGCAGCGUCGUCCAUCCAGCCGCCGAUCGUUCACUCUUCCCUCACCCGGGACAGCGCACUUUCCCCGGAGAUGGACAGCCCCGAGAGCCGGCAGCCGGAGGAUGAGGAGGCGACGGCGGCGCAGCCCCCUGAGUCUGGGGUUAGUGUCCGAGACCUGCCGGACCUGGAGCCGGAGGAGGUGGAGAAGCGGCUGGCCAAAACUCGCCGGGAACUGAGCAACAGGAGGAAAAUCCUCAUUAAGAACCUGCCGCCCGACACCACCAACCAGGAAGUCCAUGAAAUUCUGAAAGAGUAUGAACUGAAGUAUUGUUUUGUGGAUCGGAACAAAGGAACAGCCUUUGUGACUUUGCUGAACGGGGACCAGGCUCAGGAUGCCAUCCGCUCCCUCCACCACAGCACUGUCCGAGGACGCUUGAUAAACGUCACCCUGCAGCCCACCGAUUCCCUGCUUUGCCUCACCAACCUCCCCCACACCUUCACUGCGCAGCAGUUCGAGGAGCUGGUGCGGCUUUACGGAAACAUCGAGCGCUGCUUCCUGGUGUACAGCGAGCUAAGCGGACACUCCAAGGGAUAUGGGUUUGUGGAAUACAUGAAGAAGGACUCUGCUUCACGAGCCCGCUCAGAGCUCCUGGGCCGGCCACUGGGAGAUCGCUCGCUGAUGGUGCAGUGGAUGGACGUCAACCAGCUGAGCCAGGAGGAAAACCUGCACUCAAAGUGUCUGUGUGUGGACCGACUGCCUCUGGACCUGUGCGACUCUGAAGAACUCACCCAGCUCUUCUCUGAAACAUAUAAACCUGUCUUCUGCCAGCUUGCUCAGGAUGAAGGCAGCCCGGUGCGAGGCUUUGGUGUGGUGGAAUACGAGACGGCGGAACAGGCUGAGGCGGUUUUGACGGAGAUGGACCGAACUCUGGUGGGAGGACAGGAGGUCCGGCUGUCGCUUUGUACCCCCGGCACCUCAGGGAGAAGCACCUUGGCUGCGCUCAUUGCUGCCCAGGGUAUGAUCCUGAGCAACAGGAAGGGUCUGCUGCCAGAACCCAACCUGGCCCAGCUGCUGACCAGUAUGACCAACCCAGCGGCUCUGCAGAUCCUCAUGAGACCGUACCACAGCGGGAAAAGAGGAGGAAAGUAUGGGCGUAACAGCAGCCUGCCGUUCCUCAGACCUCCUCUCACUUCUGCGCUGCUCACGCUGGGAAAAGCUCACCAGAACGCCAUGGUUGGAAAUGGACUCGUCCUGCAGAACCUUCUGCACAUGCAGCUCGCUCAGCAGCAGCUGCUACACAUCAAAGACAAACACAUCAGCAGUGUCUCCAGUCUGCUCGGGGACCCGUCCAGGCUGCUGAUGCAGAAAGCUUUGUCUCUACGGCCUCCAGGGCUUCUGUCUCUGGGGAAAGGUCUCCUGGGAGACUCUCCCACAGAGAUGGGUCAGGAGGCGGUGCCGUCUGCUACCCACAAUGCAGCAGUAGUGGUGUCAGCAGCAGGUGUGAUGCCAUACCUUCAGGCUCGAGCCGCAGGAAGAGGAGACCAGAACGUGUCUCUGUCUGUGUCAACGACCCUUUCAUCUCCAUCCUCCACCUCCUGUGAGAAGCAGCCGGCUCCUCCUGGGACUCUGGUGAGCUCCCAGCAGCAGGGACAGAGCUACUCCCUGGGCAUUAGUAACUCAGGCCUCGGCCCCCCUCCGCCUAAGCCCCCUGGAGGAAUUUAUACCUCAACAGGCCAACUCGGCAUCUCAGAUGGCAACAGCCUGACAAACGUGGUGAACAGUGGUCAGAAUUCUUUAUUGGGUGAUCCCCCUAAAGAAGUCAGGCUGCCCUCUAAUCCUUAUUUGAACCUGGCCAGUGUGAUGCCAGGAGUCAUUCUGCAAGGCUCGGUGGGGAACAAGCCUCAGGGAGGACAGCCUGGCACCGGGGUGUACGGCGCUGCGGUGGCUCCCGUGGUGUCCCAGGGGUCUGUCUCCUUCCCCCAUAGCACCACGGCUACCACCCCUGCCCCAUACAGCUCUGAUACCUCCACCAACUUCACCCAGUAUAACCAGGCCUACACACAGGAUGCCAUGCAGCAGUGGUACCAGCAAUACCAAGCAGCACAAGCUCACACCUACAGCACCGCUGCUCCACAGGACAACACAGCUGCAGACUACAGCAAGGAGCACACACAGGCAUCUGCAGCAUCCUCCUAUGGAGAUUACACCUCCUACAUGCAGGCUGUCACUCAGUACUACUCCCAGCCUGCAACAGCCAAUCAGGUGUACACCGGCAAGGAAGUAGAUGUUUGCAAGCCUCUGGGAGUUCCUCUGCACGCGGUCCCUAACGGCCCCGCCCCUCCGCCGGCGGUCUUACCCACUGCUGCCGCCGUGCUCCCUGCCUACAGCACCCUGCCUUUAUUGCCCAGCUUCCUGGGGACGCCUCACCCGCCAGCGGCCACGCCCAGCCCGGUCACACAUCCUCAUGCAGCUGCCACCGACUGGAACGCCUACUACUAUAACCAGACGAGGGGUGUGAAGAGAGAGUACCCUCAGCUCGCCGUGCCGGAGGCGCCACCACCAGAGGGCUCUUACAUCGGACAGCACUCCCAAGGCCUGGGGGGUCAGUACGCCGACUACUUCAAGAGGAAAAGGCUCUAAAAGACUCAAACCACCUUCAAGCCUAAAGGGAAGGGAGGCACAAACAGCUGGAUGUCACAGCUCCCUCUAGUGGCUGCAGGCUUGCAUCCCUGCAGAAGGUGUUGAGUUGUGUAUGAUCGGGAUUCAGGGCUGCAGGUGGCACUAGUGAACGUAAGCCAUAGUGCUCUUUGAUUUGUUUUUAUCUUUAGCACUUCUGUAAACACACACAUACACGGUGUUGCUUCUGUCCUGUUCAAGCCUUAACUAUUUAACUUAACCGUUUGUUUCUCAGCCAGCUGUUACCUGUAGCUGUUAGCUUUUUUUCUAACAUGACGUGUGCUGAACUAUUUAAGCUCGUGUGUGUACGAGCUGCUUUUGUGUUUGCAGGCAGCGACUGUCCUGCCAGUCUGAUAUUCUACGCUCACGCUUUGAUCCGUCAGUUUUUACUGACAUUUGCUCAUUCCUAGCCUAGUGAACUAGACCAAAUUCUUGCUUUGCAAAGUUUGGUCUAGGCACGCUCCAUUGGAACCUCCGCAGCUCCUACCAGGACUCUGGCUAGCCAAUCACAGCUCUCUAGAGGGGUUUCAAACACAUAAAGAGCUGUGAUUGGUCCAUAAUGGUGGGCCAAUCAUAGUGCUCUAUCUGCUUAGUGAACAAAUGCAACAGAGUGAAACAAGAGUAUGUCACAUUCAUUGUCCAGUGGAAGGCGGAGAUCAUUUGAAAGACAACGGUAGAACCCGCCCCACAACCGAGAGCCGUCAAUGGAGCGUGGCCAGACUAAAUAAUACAUUUAUUUAGUCUGGCUUGCCAGGCUAGCUCAUUCCCGCUUCACUGCCUGUUAUUACCCAGGAUCUGCUUUAAAUCUCCCUGCUGGGAAUUGUGCGCGCGUGUGUUUCUAUGCUGUAUCUGUAGGAAGUGUCAGCCAUUUCUAUCCCAAAGUUUGGGAACACAUCAGGAAACAAAUGGGGUCUGAGAGCUGAUUGAAACCAUUAAUAUGGUGACUUCUAAUAACUUCCCUUAAUGGGAAACAUUUGGGGAGGACAGUCUGUAAAUUGUGCGUUGUAAUAUAAUAUAUCUGAAGCCAUGCGUAUCAGACAGUAAUAUAUAAUAAAAGGAGCGUUUCGGAGCUCUUCUUUUGAUUGUGCUGUUCUACAGAAAUGGAAAAAACAUUAAAUGUUCUUUUGUCAUUCUACAAUAUACUGGUAUAUAUUUGUAAUAUAAUAAUAUUCCAAGGCAAUUCAAGUAAUUAUUAUCAUGAAGUCAAUAUAUGAGACUUAAAAUGUGUUUUUCUGUUUUUAAGCCAAGUAAUAAGGCAGGUCUCUUCCUCUGCUGUUUUGCAGGAAAUUCGGUGCAAACAGGAGCUUUAAAUCCUUCUUGAAGUUAUUAAUUAUUAGUUAUUGUUGUGGGAAAGGAUAAAGGUAGCAUGGAUGUUUGGGCUGCUGACGAUCAAAGGAAAAACUCAAAGGAGGACGUUUAUUUUAUUUUAUUUAUUUGCUUGUUUCCAAUCAAAACUAAAGUUGAUAAAGCAGAAAUUAUUUGAGUAAAGUAGUCAUGAGAUCAAAACAGGAACCAAAUGCUGAAUCAGCUCAGCUGCAGAGACUAAUACCCACAAUGCACUGGAUAAACACACAACUGGAGAAUAACUGCAUAUAAUUUGAACCAAAGAUUAGUGAAGUUUCUGGUGUGUUGCUGUUUGAGGCUCUUAUUGUGAAGGAUUGAAUUCUAGUUGAGCACAGCAGCUUCCCCCCCAAGCCUUCGUUUCUCAGUGUUUGAAGUUUUCUCCUGACAUUUUCAUUUCAUCCCAAUUUUUUCUACAUUCUUCCCAAAUAUUUCUACAUUUUCCCCAAUAAUUUUGAAACUUUUAAUGUGUGAACCUUUAUUUUGAACCUUUAUUUUGACAUAUUAAGUUAUCUUUUAAAUGUUAUUUCAACCUAUUUUACUUAAUUCUAGAAAUUGUGAUUUAGCAUCUUUUUUUUUGUUUACUUUAAUUUUUCAACUACACGAACUACAGCAAAUCUUUCCCUACUAUGGAAGCCCAUUCCCGCCAAUCCGGUUUGAAAAAAAUAUGAGAUACUAUCUCAUAAUUAUGACUUAGCGAUCUAAUUGUUAUGAGAUAGCUAAGUCAUACUUAUGAGAUAAAACCAAUUUAUUUAGCAAUGGGAAUGGGCUUCCAUACAUUUUCUCCAUAUUUAUUUACAAUUAUUAAUUUAUUGUCUUCUUAGUGAUCUUCAUACGGCAUCACAUAGUCGCUUCAGGAGUAAAAUCAGAUUUUUUUAUUUUACUUUAAGGAAAUAUUCAGAUUUAAUUGUCUGUGACAUUUAAAGGAUUAAAGAAUGAGUUACAAUGACAUUUAAUUUUCCUCUGGGAUGAUUAUAAAGUAUUUUUCAAUGUAAAAUCCUGCAGAAUACCUUCCUUUUUUUAGAUUUAACAAUGAAACUUUUUUUUCUAGGAGAAAUAUUUGCCAAAAGUGAAUUAUUAUUUUUACGAAAUAUUGUUGCACAGUCAGAGCGUGGACUGUUAAACACCAGAGGACUUUACAGGCCAAACCGGCAAUAAAAUAACACUCCUUUAGCUGUAGAGAUGAAUGUAAAAGCUGUUUGUUUUUAGCCGUUCUAGUCAGACGCUGAUUUUUACACCUGCUGAAAACUUUUUUCUUGUAUCUCAUUUAUUCUUUUCAUUCUGCUCCCAAGCAUUUGAAUGUAUAUCCCUGAGCAGAAUAUUAAUUGCAUCCCCACGGUGAUCACACACAGUUGAGAUGAGAGGGUUAAGUAGAGUCCAGAUCUGUGCUGAGAGGUUUUUCUGCUCCAAGGAGUCGGAGGUGUCGGCUUCAGUGUUUUUCACUAAAAUCAGAUUUAAGUUCAAGUAAACUUCUGUCUCUAUAAUAGCUUUGAAUCCAUAUUUGUGCUGCAGAUAUUCUUAGUUUUAAGCAUGUUUGUGGAGUUGUCGGGCAGAAACUCAUCUUCAUUGUGUUUUAUUUGAAGAAAACUCAAGUUUUUUUGCUUCAGUCUUGAUUUAAACACUUCACCUUCCAUUAUAAAGUAAGUUAAAACCCAACGAGACAAAGGCUCAUUCGCUUGGUGAGGUGUGUUUUACACACACACACACACACUCACUAGCUUUGUUGUUUUUAGGCCGUUUUAACAUUUUCUCCACUCAGGCACUUAUCUUCCACCAUGGGAUCCUCAGCUGGAUCCACUCUGAGACGUCUAGAGCCAAUCAGACAGGUUUUUAUGACCCCAGGAUGACAGCUUGAGUGGUUGAAAGGAUCUUUGCUCUUCCAUCCUGGUGCAUCUGUUUGUGGAGGUGAAGAUAACAAACAGCAGUAAACAUGUUGAAUGUUGCCCAUGGCAAGCUUUGUGAAGCCUUUAGGGGUGUGUGUUAGAGGAUCUGAUCUCUGAGCUGUUGCUGCAUCCUGGUUCAUCAGUGUUGUUCAUGCUGUCUAGGUAUUACUGUGAAUUUAGGGUUCCUUUAAUAAUCGGCUCCAAAUUCUGAUGCUCCCUCCACCAUGCUUCACAUGAGGGGUGUCACCAUAAGCUGGCAGUAAAACAAGUAACACAAAUAGUUUGUCCAUCCAUCCUUUUUCAGCCACUUAUCUUGAGUCGGGUCACUGAGGCAGCAGCUUAAGCAGAGAGACCCAAACUUACCUCUCACCAGCUACUUGGGCCAGCUCCUCCAGGGGAAUCCAAUGACGUUACCUGGCUAGCUGAGAGACAUAGUCCCUCCAACGUGUCCUGGGUCUUCCCAGUUGGAAAACCUCACCAGGGAGCCGUCCAGUAGGCAUGCUGACCAGAUGCCCAAGCCACCUCAACUGGCUUCUUUUGAUGUGGAGGAGCAGCGGGUCUACGCCGAGGCCCUCUCGGAUGGCUGAGCUCCUCACCCUACCUCUGAGGGAGAGCCCAGCCACCCUGUGGAGAAAACUUAUUUUGGCCGCUUGUAUCUGUGAUUUCGUUCUUUCAGUCACUACCAAAAGCUUGUGACCAUAGGUGAGGGUAGGAACAUAGAUUGACCAGUAAAUUGCCCCCGCAUCACUGAAGACACAGCAUGAAUCCACCUAUUGAUCUCACGCUCCAGCUUUCCCUCACUCAUGAACAAGACCCAGAGAUACUUAAACUCCUCCAUUUGAGGCGGGACCUCAUCCCUGACCUGGAGAUGGACUUCUACCCUUUUCCGAUACCCCUAAGAGUACAGAGCUGGUCCGGUGUUCCACGGCCAGGACAAAAACCACAUUGCUCCUCCUGAAUCUGAGGUUUGGCAAUCCAAUGGACCCUCCUCUCCAAAACCCCUGAAUAGACCUUACCAGGGAGACUCAGAAGUGUGAUCCCCCUGUAGUUGGAACACAGUCUGCGGCCCCCCUUUUUAAAUAGAGGGACCAUCACCACAGUCUGCCAAUCUAGUGGAACUGCUCCCGAUGUCCACGCGGUAUUGCAGAGCCACGUCAACUAACACAGCCCCACAACAUUCAAAGCCUUAAGGAACCUCCGGGAGGAUCACCGAAGAGUUUUUUUAACCACCUCAGUGACCUUGGCCCCAGAGAUUGGAGAGUCAACCCAAACUCCCCAGACUCUGAAAGACGUGCCCGUGGGACUGGGAGCUCGUCGAAGUAUUCCACCCAUCGAUCCAUAAUGUCCUGAGUAGAGGUCAGCAGCACACCGUCACCACUGUAAACAGUAUUGGUAGCACACCGCUUUCCCCUCGUGAGACGCCGGAUGGUGGACCAGAAUCUCCUCAAAGCCGUACAGAAUUCUUGCUCCAUGGUCUCACCAAACUCCCACGGCUGGGUUUUUGCCUCCGCGACCACCUAAGCCUCAUUCCACUUGGACUGCCGGUAUCCAUCAGCUGCCUCUGGAGUCCCACAGGGCAAAAAGAUCCAAUAGGACACUUUCUUCAGCUUGACAGCAUCCCUAACUGCCGGUGUCCACCAGUGGGUUUGGUGCCACGACAGGCACAGACAACCCUGCAGCUGCAGCUCCGGUCAGCCGCCUCAACAAUAGAAGCACGGAACUUGGACUCAACGCUUCCUUCGGGACGUGUUCGAAAUUCUGUUGGAGAUGGGAAUUGAAGCUCCUUCCGACAGGAGAGUCUGCUAGAAGUUCCCAGCAGACCCUCACAAUACGUUUUGGCCUGCCGGGCCUGACCGGCUUCCUCCCCCACCAUCGAGGCCAACUUACCACCAGGUAAUGGUCUGUUGACAACUCUACCCCUCUCUUCACCCGAGUGUCCAAGACAUGCCGCCGCAGAUCAGAAAACAACAACAACGUCAAUCAUCGAACUGCAGCCUAAGGUAUCCUGGUGCCAAGAGCACCUAUGGACACCUUUAUGCUUGAACAUGGUGUUCGUUAUGGACAAUCCAUGACGUGCAGUAACAAAACACUGCUCAGAUUCAGAUCAGGGGGCCGUUCCUCCCAACCACACCUCUCCAGGUCUCGCUGUCAUUGCUCACGUGAGCAUUAAAGUCCCCCAGCAGAACGAGGGAGUCACUGGAAGGAGCACUCUCCAAUAUACAGGCACCAAGAUGGGCGGCAACAAAUACGCCCACCCCUGUUGUGCGCCUCUCAGUGGGAGCAACUCCAGAGUGGUAGAAAGUCCAACCCCUCUCGAGGAAACUGGUUCCAGAGCCAGACCCAUGCGUUGAGGUGAGUCCAAUUAUAUCUAGUCCAAACCUCUCAACCUCACACACCAACUCUGGCUCUUUCCAACAUUCCACAUACCAUGAGCCAGCUUUCGUAGCCGAGGAUCAGACCACUAAGGUCCCUGCCUUCGGCUACAACCCGACACACAAUGCACCCGACUCCUUUGGCCCCUCCCACAUGUGGUGAGCUCAUGGAAAGGGGGACCCACAUCUCCUUUUCAGGCUGUGCCCGGUCGAGCUCCAUGGGUAAGAGCCCAACCACCAGGCGCUCGCCAAUGUGCCCCAACUCCAGGCCUGGCUCCAGAGGACAGCCCCAGUGACUUGUGUCCUUGCGAGGGAACACUGUUUCCAUUAGUACUGUUCAUCAUAAGAGGUCCACAAAUAGUUUGUGCUACAGUUAAAAGUGUUUCCUAAUAUUAAAAUUGGUUGCUUGAUACAACACAAAGCAAAUGAAACAUGAAAAAAUGACCAUGUGUGACCAUUUUGAUUUAAAAAAAGAAAACAAAAUUUUACUGGAGGUAACGCAUGGAGCUGUGGGUGAGGACAUCUGGAUCUUCUUCCUGUUUAGACUCUUGCCAGUCAGCUGGAGAUGCCUGUGAUCACAAUAAAACCUUUACUCUAAACCAUUUGUUCAGAAUGAACUCAGCGGUUCCAGCUGCCACAGAGUCAGAGAUAAUGAGCUGAUGUUUCUCCUGCUGGUACUGUGUCAGAGUGUGUGUGUGUGUGUGUGUGUGUGUGUGGGGGGGGGGGGGGGGUUCUGGCAGGUAAAGGAUGGAAAGGGGAGAGCUGAAAAACAACUCUGGCUGCCUGCAGGGAUUUCUUCUGUGUGCUCGCUCAGCGUAUUGUUGGUUUAUUCUGCCAGAGUCCUGCACUCUACUACACCUGUAGAGACCACACACACACACACACACACACACACUUAGAAUCUUACAGGUGUUCUAGAUUUUUAUGUUUUAUUAAGCUUUUCACCUUGUUUCUUUACAUGUGGAGCAAAUUGUUUUCAGCAUCAGCAGAUUCACAUCAGAUGUUGACAAAUCUGCUGAAAUGUUUAUAAAAGUUCAACUUUAAAUAUGAUGAUGAAACAUGUGUAUUAUUUAUAAAAUGUUCUCAAAACAAAUGAGAAAAGCAGUUUAGAAAAACUAGUUUGGGUACAACAACCUGCAUUUAAACGCAUUUUGUGUUUGGAUGCUUUACCUGCUUUCAGCUUCAGAUAUGCUCUUCUACUCAUUUGUAGACUUUUAUGGUUUAUUUUGAGAUAUUGUGCACUAGGGGGCGCUGAAGAGAGGCCAGACUGUGUUUUGGGUCAGAAGACGGGUUCUCAGAUUCUGCCAGAGGUGUGGACUCGAGUCAUUUUAAUGACUUCUGACUUGACUUGAUAAAAUCUGUUAAGACUUACAACUUGGCUCUGACGCCAAUGACUUGCAUCAGUUGACUUGAGGAGUUGAGCAUAUUUGAUAUUUUAGCACAAAAGUGACCAGACAUGGACAAAAAUCAUGAAUCAUUCUUCGUUCUGGGCAGCACUUUCUGCUUGUUUGAGCAAAUAAGUUAAGCUUUAAGAAGCUUUAUUUCUGGAAUUUAAAUGAAGUUGGACAGAUGACUUGAAAAUUCAAAUUUAAGGACUUGGACUUGACUUGGACUCGACUUGACACUUGGCUGGAAAGACUUGCAAAGCAGUGACUUAGUCACACCUCUGGAUUCUGCUGCAUCCAUCAGCGCUUAAUGCAUUCUAACUGCUGGUUGUCGUUUACAAGUCGUUUGCUUCUUUUGAACGAAACACUUCACAAAUUUCGUCCACGCAACUUUUUAUGGUUUUUCUUUUGAUUUAAACCCAUUUUAGGUUCAAAUUGUUCUUUUUGGAAUAUUUACAGACCAUAGUUUACUGGAGAGGAGGAUCAAAACAGGGUCUCUGACUGUCCUGUGACCUGAAAUGAAAAACACAAGCCCACGUCACAAGGAUCAGUCUAUGCUGAAGACCUCCAUCUGUUAGACUCUCAGCUGAGGACAAAGGCUCGUCCUUCAUUUUCAACAAAAGCACUAUUCUAUUCAUAUAAUCUGUAUUUUGGUAGCCUUCGCCUUAAAUCAAGGUUCAAUCCAGAUUACUCUGUCCUGUUUAAUGCCUACGGACUGCUGAGACAGUAAAUGAGUGUGUGUGUGUGUGUGUGUGUGUGUGUGUGUGUGUGUGUGUGUGUGUGUGUGUGUGUGUGUGUGUGUGUGUGU